This is a messenger RNA of Pelobates cultripes (western spadefoot toad), 265 nucleotides long. Lineage: Eukaryota; Metazoa; Chordata; Amphibia; Anura; Pelobatidae. The record is from the annotation of a GenBank genome assembly.
AUGAAUCAGGCAGAUUGGACCAGGCAGCAUUUGAAUCAGGCAGCAUUUCGCCACUCUUAUGCGCCGGGGCGCCGCUUCUCCUCCUCGCUCCGGAGUCACUCGACCGCGGGAGCGCGUGCGAUCACGUCAUCACUCCCCUCCAAUCAGUCCCAAAGAAAUGAAGUGAUUACCAACAUAACAGAGAAUGCGAAUGCAAGGGAACAGCGAGAGCUACAACUGAAACUGGCUGAAAACCAGCGAACGGCAGCGAUUUCAUCAAACGGAG